Molecule: messenger RNA, 1454 nt
Organism: Pogoniulus pusillus (Red-fronted tinkerbird)
Lineage: Eukaryota; Metazoa; Chordata; Aves; Piciformes; Lybiidae
Gene: APOH
Product: apolipoprotein H
Exons: 8
Coding region: 71-1123 (350 amino acids)
Source: RefSeq, a predicted model, not a curated record
CCAUGCCUCCAUUUUUAAGAGAAGGAACACUGAGCUGAGGGUCAUUUGGGAAGCUUGUGGACUGGCAGCAAUGUACCCCCUGGCACUGCUCACCUGCGCAGUUGCUCUGAGCCACUGCACUCUGGCAGCAAAAGUCUGUUCCAGGCCCCCAGCAGUGCUGUUUGCCACCAUUAAUGUAGACAAAAGCGUGUAUGAAGUGGGUGAGGAGGUAGAAUACACCUGCAGGCCUGGGUUUGUGCCCAACAACGGGCAGAGGAAGUACGUCUGCCUCCCGACCGGCAAGUGGCCGCUCAACACCCUGCUCUGCCUGCCAAAGAGAUGUGCCACUCUUGGAAACUUGGAGCAUGGAAGAAUGAAUUUUACAGACCAUCACUAUCAGAGCUCUGUCAGCUUUUCAUGUGAACCAGGGUACAACCUGGUUGGGACAAGAACAAGCCAAUGCAUGGCAGAUGGGAAGUGGAGUGGGACUCUACCACAGUGUCAACCUGUGACCUGUGCACCUCCUCCAAUUCCUGAAUUCGGAGUCCUUUCUUACCGUCGCCUGAAGCCUGGGAAUGUUUCUCACUACCUGGACACGAUUACCUUUGAGUGUGUGCCCCCCAUGGCCCUGAUCGGGAACGAGACAGCUACCUGCAUGGCCAACGGGAACUGGAGCAGCAUUCCAGAGUGCAAGGUUGUCACCUGCCCCACUCCCACGGGAAUAGAACACGGCUUCCUGGAGCUGAUUGCCCGCAGAACUUACCACUACAACGAGAGCGUCAGCUUCGGCUGCGAGCCCCGGUACGUGCUGGAGGGGCCGAAGCACUCCCGCUGUGAGAAGACUGGAAACUGGUCCACAAAGCCAACCUGCAAAGAGCCAUGUGUGAUACCGGUGAAGAAAGCUGUAGUGUUGUACAACGGCGAGAAGAAAAGAGUUCAGAACGACCUGAAGGAGGGCAUUCAGCAUGGAGAAACUGUCUCCUUCUUCUGCAAGAACAAAGAAAAGUCCUGUGCCUAUACAGUAGCUGUGCCGUGUGUGGAUGGCAACCUCACUGUCCCUGCCUGUUUCAAAGCACGUGGCUUUUUUUCAACUCUUGUAAAGAAGGACCCAUCAGACAUGAAACCAUGUGAAGAUGAAGAAUGAACCAGAGCAGCAACACAGCACUGAACCUCUGCCUUACUGAGACAAAAUAUGAUGUAAAGAGAGAAAAACCUAAGUCCUGUCAGUGUGCAUUUCCAGGUGAACUCCAGACUCCCUGUGAAUGCAGCCUCAGCUGUUUUCCCAGCCACCAUCCCUUUCCCUACCAGCCUUUCCCAAGCUAUGAUACCAUUUCAGCCAUUAACUUUCAUUGCCUUUCCUCUGCCUUCUUCAGACUCCCUGCAAUACUGCUUCUCUUUCCACAUCCCCAACAUUUGUGCAACUGGAAUUGACUUUCUCAAUAGCAGUCCCUUUAAAAUAAAGCAAUUUUCAGCCA